Esox lucius (northern pike) is the source of this 2609-nucleotide messenger RNA. It is a transcript of the gene eef1db, whose product is annotated as eukaryotic translation elongation factor 1 delta b (guanine nucleotide exchange protein). Gene Ontology annotation, cellular component: eukaryotic translation elongation factor 1 complex; cytosol. Lineage: Eukaryota; Metazoa; Chordata; Actinopteri; Esociformes; Esocidae. The coding region runs from base 231 to 2423 and encodes 730 amino acids. The record is from RefSeq and is a predicted model, not a curated record. Gene Ontology annotation, biological process: translational elongation. The transcript is spliced from 12 exons. Gene Ontology annotation, molecular function: guanyl-nucleotide exchange factor activity; translation elongation factor activity.
GGGGUAACCGAGCUUUUAAAGGAACAAAGGCCCUUUCCUCGCACCCCCUUUGGUUCACUCGUAUUUUAUUCUCCCACUCUUCGCUCUUUCUGUUCUAAGCUCCCUGCUGAAGAAGCGCACGAGGGACACCGGCCCGGUUAACCAUCGAAAUAUAAUACAAUAGAAAUUGGAAAAAACGUGUUGAGCAUAUUAACCACAACCAUUUUUACAUCUCACGCGCACAAAGGAAGAUGAUGCCUAAGAGGAACCCUCCUUGUCCUGUUAUGGAUCAGUCUGGACCUAAUCUCCCCCCCAGCUGCUGCCAGGUGGACUGUACCACUGAGAUGGCAGUGAAGGGGGGUCAGAGGAAUGGGGGAGUUGCUGCUUCAUCCUCCCCAGAAAGUGGCAGCGUCAACGGAAACGGAGACAGUAACUCGAAGCGCAGCGGGAAGAGUCGUCGUCGUCGAAAACGCUCCGCUCAAUCGGACAAUACCCCCGCUCCCGUGGCCACGGAGUCGCUGCAGCCGCCGCCUUCGCCGGGUCAAGAGAAAUGGGAGGAGUUCCAGCUUGGCCAGGGGGGCAGUAGUCACCCCCCUCCCACCCCUGCUCCCGUCCGUGACUCCCCCAACGAGGCCCUGCUUGGUCUGCGGUCCGAGUGUGGUUCUGUGUGGUUGGACCGCAGCGCAUAUGAGCAGGCGGAGAGUCUGUAUCAGCGCUGGUUGGUACGUUCGGCCAACGGGGUGAUGACGCGAUCUGUCCGCUCACCGUCAACAGUGACCGGCAUCGGCCUGCCCCCCACCCAUCCUCACACGGCGGCAGAAGAACAUGGCGACGUGGCGGAGUCCUUGCAGCCAGCGAUCCCAGACUCCCUGGCCUUCCCCGCCCCAAGCCCGGCCACACCGGACGAAGGGUACCUCUCCCUGGUCCAGACCCCGCAGGCAGCCGCGCCUUCACCGCAGACCCCAGUCCCAGCCUCUGGCCAAGCGCUGAACGGUCUCCCGCGACUCCCUUUGGAGCUGCUCCGAGAUGUGUGGCUAGAGAAGCCUCUCUACGACCGGGCCGAGGCCAACUUCUACCAGAGCCUCUACGGAAACAACCGUUCCCCCAACAGCAACAGCCUGGGGGGUGGAGCCUCCGCCUCACGGAGCAACCCUAAUGCCCCCCCGACCUCUCGUUGCAGAGACCGCCCACAUAGCCUUGUGGAAGAGGAGGAAGAGGUAGAAGAAGCAGCCGUGGUCUCCCAAGGUAACGCAGAAGUAAUUCACUCUCUACGCACAAUUCAGGAGGAGGAGGAGCCGGCUGAUGUGAAAGAGGAAGAGGGCGUGUCCAAGUGGGCGGGUGGAGUCUCUUACGUCCUACACCCAGACAGUGAGAGGGUGUGGCUGGACCGGGGACGCUACGAGGCUGCGGAGAGCCGCUUCUAUGGUUACCAUCAGAAUGUACCCGGAGAAUCAACCAAAGCUGACAGAAAGGGGUUACUGGGUCAACAGGAUGCUGGCGUGUCAGAAACUUCAUUACUGCAACCGCCACCCCCACCGGUCGCCCACACCGGCCCUGCAAGGGACAACGCCAUGAGAACAGCAGUAGACUUCCUUGUCCAGGAGAAGGUCUGGUUUGAUAAGCCACGCUACGAUGAGGCCGAGAGACAGUUCUAUGAACGCAUAAAUGGUUCCUCACACCCAGCGCAGGAGCUGGGAGCUAACAGCAUCCUGCAGGACAUAGCCCGGGCCAGAGAGAACAUCCAGAAGUCCCUAGCAGGACUGAAGAGUUCGCUGUUACCUAGCAGAGGUUCUGGUCAACCCCAGAACCACCAUCCUAGUGCAGCGAAUGCGGCAGGAUAUCAAGAAGAACUGGUUGCCCGUGUCCAGAGUCUGGAGCUGGAGAACCACAGCCUGCACCAAGUGGUGGAGGACCUGCGGUCGGCUCUGUCUAAGUUGGAGUGUCGGGUAGCGGUCCUGGAGAAAUCACCAGCCACAGCGUCCCCCCCUGCCGCCCCCCCCUGUAUCAAUGGAACAUCUGUCCAGCAGCAGAAAGCCAGUGCUCCGGUGGAAGAGGAAGAUGACGACGAUAUUGACCUGUUCGGCAGCGACGAAGAGGAGGACGAAGAAGCUGAGCGACUCAAAGAGCAGAGGCUGAAAGAGUAUGCAGAGAAGAAAGCCAAGAAACCCGCCCUCAUCGCAAAGUCAUCCAUCUUAUUGGACGUCAAGCCUUGGGAUGAUGAGACGGACAUGGCUAAGCUGGAGGAGUGUGUGAGAUCUGUCGUGGCUGACGGUCUGCUCUGGGGCCAGUCCAAGCUUGUUCCCGUGGGUUACGGUAUCAGGAAACUACAGAUCCAAUGUGUUGUCGAGGACGACAAGGUGGGGACCGACCUGCUAGAGGAGGAGAUCACCAAGUUUGAAGACUAUGUCCAGAGUGUUGACGUAGCUGCUUUCAACAAGAUCUGAUCCCACCCUCUUCCUUGUCUUCGAGCCGUCACUCGUGUCAUUCCAUUCUGUGUGGUGCACUGCUAUUGGCCCCCAAGGUUUUGCACCCAACAGGAUGGAUGAUGUUGUCUGGGGCGUCACAAGGUUCCCAAUCCAUCCCUGACUGUUUGUGUUACACGGUUAUUAAAGAGCUUUUGGUGCACUUGA